Triticum aestivum (bread wheat) is the source of this 1062-nucleotide messenger RNA. RefSeq lists its product as uncharacterized. The coding region runs from base 566 to 982 and encodes 138 amino acids. The record is from RefSeq and is a predicted model, not a curated record. Lineage: Eukaryota; Viridiplantae; Streptophyta; Magnoliopsida; Poales; Poaceae. The transcript has 3 exons.
UGUCCCAUCACGCCGCCGCCAGUCAACACCCCUCCUCUUCUCGGGAUACUCCCUAACCAACGCACCCUUGUCCCCUUCAUCGUUUUGCAAUCUAGCCAACCAAAGCUCCCAGCAACGAUCCUCUCCUGUGCGCCGUUAUCCUCCCUGGACGCGUCCACCCACUCCAGAUCCCGUCGCCGCCGUCUGCGCGCAGCAACUUGUUGCCGGCUUCACCUGCCUCGGCCAGAUGUGGAUUCGACGCCUCGUCACCCCCCGGAUUCGUCUGUCUCGGCUUCGUACAACGCCUCGCCCGGCCUCCAGCUCGUUCGCGUCCGCAGCCGCCUGAGGCAGUGCCUUCUCGCACGCCCGUGCUCCUCCCGAAGGCUGCGCCACCUAACCCAACCAGCAGGUCCCAUCCGCCGCCUCCAUCUCGAAGCCCCAGUGCGCCCAAGCCUCGGAGGCAACCGGAUCCGCCCUGGAUCAGCCUCCCCAAGCCCUCAUCGCCGAACUCUCCUGCUUCUGCGCGCGAUAGCAACGACGAACGAAGCCCAGUCCCUCGCCCCGCCUCUGCUUCCCCGCUUCGCCAAUGCCAAGACCUACAACCCAUCCUCACCGCCGCCUCGACCCUGCUUCUCCUCCUCGAGCUCGUCCUCGAGCACGACGCAGCUCCCGCCGCCGCCUGACCGUCAUCGACGCCCGGACAUCCACUGCUAGAUCUGGCAGGGAACGGAUUCCCUGCGCCCGGAUCCACCACCUCGUGUCGUCCCAGGCCCUCGUCAUCGAACGUGCCAAGAUCCCCGCCGGGGCCGCCGGUGUUGCUCCCAGCCGCCAGCGCCCUACUUCGCCUCCCGCUCGGGAAGGAACGAGCAACACUCACGUUGACCCGCGCAUGGGUCUCGUCAAGCGGCAUCCAAGCCCAGCCGCAGUGCCUCUGCCAAGCCCAAGUCGCCCCGGCCGGCCUGCGCCUCUGCCAAGCCCCACUGUUUUGGCCGAGUUCCGGUAAAGUUGCGAUUGUGAGGAUUCGUUCGACUACGCCCAUUCAUCUUUUUCAUGGACUCGUUCUUCUUCCUAGCGGGAUCUCAG